UUUGUGUGUGUGUGUGUGUGUGUGUGCGCGCGCACUAAACUCUUUACUGACAGUAAGUUUGCAGGUGCAGUAGUGAGUGACUUGCCCGUGUCUCAGCUGGUCUCAGGACCCGGAUGUUAAUCUCCUUCUGGAUGUUUUAUUAAUAAAGAUUUAAACAUAAAGAUCAGUUUAAUGUUUAAAGGAAGCGGCGCAGAACAAACAGGAAGUGGAUUAAAGUAAAGAAAUAAAAGAUGAGUUGAUGUGUGGAGGCUUAAGGAAGAGAGAGGAGGAUGGAGAGAACAGACGACGUGAGGGUGGAUGAGCCGCAGCAGGCGUGGGGGAAACUGGUGCGACUCGGAGAGUCUAUAGAAUCCACGCUCACUAUGUUACUCGUUAAUAAAGAGUGUACUGUGGGCCGGAGGAAAGGCUGUGAUCUGUCAUUUCCUGCCAGUAAACUGGUGUCCGGUGACCACUGUAAAAUCACACAGGAUCAGGAGUCGGGGCAGGUUUGGCUCCAGGACACCAGUACGAACGGGACGGUGAUAAACAUGUCCAAACUGGUGAAGAGACAGAAACACUUACUGCAGAGUGGUGACGUCAUCUACUUUGUGUACAGGAAGAGUGAACCAGAGCAGAACAUCGCAUACGUUUAUCACUCCAUGACUCCUUCACACUCAGACUCUCAGGACACUGAAGAGUUAUCGUGUUCAGACCUGAUGGACAGAAUCGACCCAGAUGUUGAUCCUGCUCCUGUGGAACCUGUUACACUCCCAUUCGUACCGCAGGAGAUGAAGAUCCAGCCCGGAUUUGAGGAAUCUCAACCCUCUACUUCUUACAACAUCGCCAUGCCAACAACACACACAGGAACAGGUUUUAGUGAGGUGAGGUCAACACAGACGUCAGUGAAGCGUACAGAUGGAGAGAGAGAGAUAGACGAGUGUGUGCAGCCAGACAGGAAGAGACAGAAAACAGAUGAUCCGUACGUGAUGUAUUCCGAUGUUGGUGAAACCGGCGCUGCAGCAGUUCCUCCUAAAUCGGGGACGGAUGGAGGUGAAGGAAGUAAAACAGAUAAGAUGGAGGAAUCUCUCACCUGCAUCAUCUGUCAGGAUUUACUAUACGACUGUGUCAGUCUGCAGCCCUGUAUGCACACAUUCUGUGCAGCUUGUUACUCUGAGUGGAUGGAGCGUUCCUCCCUCUGUCCCACCUGCCGCUGUCCCGUGGAGAGAAUCCGCAAAAACCACAUCCUCAACAACCUGGUCGAGGCUUACCUGCUUCAACACCCCGAGAAGUGCCGCAGUGAGGAGGACAAACGCAGCAUGGACGCUCGUAAUAAGAUCACACAGGACAUGCUGCAGCCCAAAGUAGAGAGAUAUUUCUCUGAUGAAGAAGGAAGCUCUGAUUAUCUGUUUGAACUGUCUGAUAACGACAGUGACACGUCUGAUCUCAGUCAGCCGUACCUGAUGUGCAGGCAGUGUCCAGGUUAUAAAGUGAACUUAACCAUCGCCCCCUGGGGACAUUACCCCACCAGUCUGCUGAACCCAGACGCACCGUCUACAUCCUCUCAUAUACACACAGACACUCAGAAGUUUACCUGUCCCUCUCCUAGCAGUCACCUGAUCUGUACCUGCUGUUUACAGCCAAUGCCUGAUCGCAGGGCAGAGCAUGUGGGCACUAACUCCUCCCCCCAGCACUGUUUGGUGUGUCAGAGGCCGUUCUGUCACCUGUAUUGGGGCUGCGUGGGGUGUCGGGGUUGUCUGGCACAGUUUAGUGAUCUGGACCUGACUGAUAAAUGUCUGGAUGGUGUCCUCAACAACAAUCACUAUGAGUCUGAGGUCCUGCAGAAUUACUUGAGUUCCAGAGGAAAGACGUGGAAGGUGAUGUUGCAGGAGGCGCUACAGCACACACAGCAAGGCCUCUACCACCUGUCUGAUUACCGUAUCAAUGGAAACUCCUUCCUGUGUUACUGCUGUGGACUUCGCUUCUUUAAAGAGCUUGCAUAUGCUUAUAGAGCUAACAUUCCUGCUGCUGAGUUACCAGCUGCAGUGACGAUGAGACCGGACUGUUAUUGGGGUCGUAAUUGCAGAACACAAAUCAAAGCUCAUCAUGCCAUGAAAUUUAACCACGUAUGUGAGCAGACACGCUUUAAGAACUGAGCCUGUGUUCUGGACGGCGAUGUCACGGCUCUGGACGUAUUUUUCCUCUUUAACAAUCUUUGUGUUUUACGAUAUGCAAAUUCAGUCUGUUUAGUGGUGAGGAGGCUGUGUGCGCUUUGUAAGAGAGAUAUCUUAGUUCGUCUGCACUUUCUCAUGGCGUCGAGCCGAGCAGUCAGAUCCUACUGUAACGUGUGACUGUGUGAAGACGGAGCGCUCGUUAAUCCGACGCUUAAUUAAACUUUCUGCCUAAUGACCACGUGUGAUGUAAUAUAUAAUCACUUCACUCUCAGUUAUGAUGAUAAUUAAUCCAGUUUAUUUUCUGCUUUGAGAUUCAGCUUUCUGUCACUUCUCAUGAUAUUGUGUGUAAAAUCUAUUCUAUAUGAAGCCUUUUUAUCUCUCAGAAGUCACCGCUCGGCUUCCGGUCCCCAUCCCGAGCUUCCUCAGUGGGGUUAAUUCUGUGCACAUUUUGUAUUUAAUCACGUGUUGGAUACGUCUUUCUUUUUCUCUCUCACACACACAUGCACGCGAUCGCUGUCUGAUCUAUCCGAUGCAGAACAGGCUAAAGCACUGCUGCUCAUCACCUCAGUCAGCCGCUGCUUUCACUUUUUCCUGCUCUGCAUCAAUCGUUAUUUUCUGUGUAAUUACGACCUACACUUCACUAAGGGCUGUUAGGAGUCAGUAAGUCACACCGGUCUCUCUGUACGACUGCUGUGUGUUCAUUAAAGCCAUGUGAAUAGAGUUUAGUGACGACCGAGUGCACCGUAACAAGCAGAGUAGCCUAAACACGCACUAACUAGUAUAUUAACACGUGAGAAAUCUUUGCAGCAUAAAAUAAUCACUGUAAAAAGUUUUAGUUGAUUUAUUACAGAUUCUGUUCUAGUUUUUGGGAUAAAGCCUCGACUUAAAGCGACAGAUUGUUUCUCACACAACACUUUUAUAUCACACACGUCGUCUUCUUUUUCUUCUUCUUCUUACUAAGUACUUUAAUCCUACACGUGGAUGUCUGCAGGAAUUUCCCUGACACGGUAACGAUACGGUACGAUGACGUGAGUGUCCUACAUCAUACCGUACUCUCCAAAGACUUAUAGUAUUAUAGCACGUCCUAUACAGCAAUAACACGUCAUACUACACAGUUACUGAACACUGAGAGAGAUGAUGUCACCGUGCCAGUGUCUCAUUCAGCUCGGAUUUGUUCCAGUCUCCUUUAACUAAGCCACAGUGUAAAGUGAUUCAGUGCUUCAUACUGUUCGGUACUGCAGUCACAUUCAGUCCACUGCAGCAGCCUGGAGUUUGUCUCUGUGUAACAGGUUUAUGUUCAGUCUGCGCUGUCACGCCUGCCGCCGUCCAUACGUAGUGUUAAUUACGCUGACGUUAUCGUCAAUUAUUUUGCUGACAAGCUGAGAGAAUGUCUCACUCUCAGUAAUACAAUCAUGACAAAGCCAGUCAUUUUUAUCCACUUUGACCGCUGUAAGUCAUUUUCAGCCUUAUUCUAACUCGUCUUUUGCUCUAACGUUGCACUCGAGAUGCCAGUAAGUCUGAUUAUUAAUGUCUUAACACUCUGAGGCCUUAAGUACUCAGUCCUAAAAAGAAAGAAGUGAACUGGUGUAUUAGUCUUUGUGUCUGCCGUAUAACGGCUGUGAUGUUUGCAAAUGUUUAGGAUAAAAACAGCACGAGUAAAGGUUUAGCCCGUAGACUUAACGUGCUGAUAGAACACACACUAGUUCUGUCAAAGCUACUUAUAAAAUGUAAACACACUUAUUUUGUCAUCUUGGAUAGUGGUAUAAACGAGUCUUUGUUGUAGCCCUUCUGUAGUGUAAUAUGAAGCGUGCGUGCUCCUUGGGUAAAGGCCGCACCGAGCGUCAGUCCAGGUCCGAUUCAGAUGCCUCCUAAUGAGCCGCGUGGAUGUUUAGGACAUUUUGAAGCAUCAAUUUGGGAGUGAACUGAGCUUCAGAAACCACUUUGUGUUAUAAUUUUGUAUUCUAUUUAAAUGUUCACACAAAAACAACCAUUGUAUAGGUUUUAGAGUUAAAACGCUUUCGCUCUCCUUCUACCUCAUCCAAGCUGGAGCAAUAGAGUGAAAGAGAAUUCUGUAACCUGCUUUGUGUGUUCACUCAUGUUCAUUAAAUGCACACAGUGUGAGUUGAA
Molecule: messenger RNA, 4277 nt
Organism: Tachysurus fulvidraco (yellow catfish)
Lineage: Eukaryota; Metazoa; Chordata; Actinopteri; Siluriformes; Bagridae
Gene: chfr
Product: checkpoint with forkhead and ring finger domains, E3 ubiquitin protein ligase
Exons: 18
Coding region: 270-2132 (620 amino acids)
Biological process (GO): protein ubiquitination; mitotic cell cycle checkpoint signaling; ubiquitin-dependent protein catabolic process
Cellular component (GO): nucleus
Molecular function (GO): ubiquitin-protein transferase activity; protein binding
Source: RefSeq, a predicted model, not a curated record